Molecule: messenger RNA, 1352 nt
Organism: Hordeum vulgare subsp. vulgare (domesticated barley)
Lineage: Eukaryota; Viridiplantae; Streptophyta; Magnoliopsida; Poales; Poaceae
Product: aquaporin PIP1-1
Exons: 4
Coding region: 202-1074 (290 amino acids)
Biological process (GO): response to water deprivation; transmembrane transport
Cellular component (GO): plasma membrane; plasmodesma; vacuole
Molecular function (GO): water channel activity
Source: RefSeq, a predicted model, not a curated record
ACCUGCACUCCAUUGGACUGCCCCACUCGACACUCCCGUGCUCCUCCCUCAUUCAUCACCCUCCUCGCCGCUUUCCAGAGCCACCUUCCUCACUCACUCACUCACUCACCCCCGCUCAUGCCUUUAUAACUCGCCUGUACUCCACCACCCCAUAGCUCACAACGCACCCACCGGAGCAGCCAGCCAGAGAGAGAGAGGAUAAUGGAGGGGAAGGAGGAGGACGUGCGGCUGGGCGCCAACAGGUACUCGGAGCGGCAGCCCAUCGGGACGGCGGCGCAGGGCGGCGGGGACGACAAGGACUACAAGGAGCCGCCGCCGGCGCCGCUCUUCGAGCCCGGGGAGCUCAAGUCCUGGUCCUUCUACCGCGCCGGCAUCGCCGAGUUCAUCGCCACCUUCCUCUUCCUCUACGUCACCGUGCUCACCGUCAUGGGCGUCUCCAAGGCCCCCUCCAAGUGCGCCACCGUCGGCGUCCAGGGCAUCGCCUGGUCCUUCGGCGGCAUGAUCUUCGCGCUCGUCUACUGCACCGCCGGAAUCUCAGGAGGACACAUCAACCCAGCAGUGACUUUUGGGCUGUUCUUGGCCAGGAAGCUGUCCCUGACCAGGGCCAUCUUCUACAUAAUCAUGCAAUGCCUAGGGGCCAUCUGUGGGGCUGGAGUGGUGAAGGGCUUCCAGCAGGGUCUGUACAUGGGCAACGGUGGCGGCGCCAAUGUAGUUGCCAGUGGCUACACCAAGGGCGAUGGCCUUGGUGCCGAGAUCAUUGGCACCUUCGUCCUGGUCUACACCGUCUUCUCCGCCACUGAUGCCAAGAGGAAUGCCAGGGACUCGCAUGUUCCUAUCCUUGCCCCGCUGCCGAUUGGGUUCGCGGUGUUCCUGGUCCACCUGGCCACCAUUCCCAUCACCGGCACCGGCAUCAACCCAGCUAGGAGCCUUGGGGCUGCCAUCAUCUACAACAGGGACCAUGCCUGGAAUGACCAUUGGAUCUUCUGGGUGGGCCCCUUCGUUGGCGCCGCCCUGGCAGCCGUCUACCACCAGGUGAUCAUCAGAGCAAUUCCGUUCAACAAGAGCAGGUCCUAGGCCGACUCCGCUACCAAAGCCGAUCGGAAUAACGAGCCUGUUUCGCAUCUGCCGUCGAUUCUCCAUCCCUGGCUCCUGAACAUGUUCUCUCCUACCUGAAUCCAGACUCGUGUGUGUAAUUCAGUGUGACAGUUGUGUGUGUUCUUGUUGUGGAAGAUUUAAGUUAUAAUUUAUGGUUGCUGUAGUUUCCAUUUAGCAACUCCCCGUUGUUGCAUUUGGAACGUUGACAUGAGUACUGUUGAGAUUGCUCUGGAUAAUGUUAGCCAAGCUUAUAUAAA